Trematosphaeria pertusa is the source of this 450-nucleotide messenger RNA. RefSeq lists its product as uncharacterized. Bases 1 to 450 code for a protein of 149 amino acids. The record is from RefSeq and is a predicted model, not a curated record. NCBI's taxonomy places the organism in Eukaryota, Fungi, Ascomycota, Dothideomycetes, Pleosporales, Trematosphaeriaceae. The transcript is spliced from 2 exons.
AUGGAGAUGAAGACGGGGCGAGGAAGAGAGACCGGAACCCGGAUUGCGGAGACAUUGCCCCAGCAGCCCAGGGAGUUGAAAGGUCAUACUAAAAGUCAGGAAAUCGGCAUUGAGGCUUUCAGCGAGCUCGCGGACCUGCUCGAUCGCUCCGGCGACCUAAAGCACUAUCGAAACAUAUCAGAGGAAAAUGAACCAAAGAGCGAACGAUUGCCGGAUAUACCGUGGAUGGGACUUCAUAGUAUGAGAAGAGAAGGACAAAUAUGCACGCUGGCGCGAAAGACACGUGUCAGGGUGCCGGGAGGCGAUGUUCUGGGGCCCCCAAGCACCAUGAAGACGCGCCUAGCCGCCGCCUACGGUAACUGGAAGAAGCUUCACGGCAAACAGGAUGCCAUGAAAAAGCGAGAGGAGAGGAUUGCCCCCAUGCGGAAGGCGCGUGAGCGUGCCGCGUAA